CUUCCUGUCAGCACGAGCCUAAGUGGUUGCCAUUGGCGACUAGACCCGCGCUCACAGGAACAACGGCUCAUAGGGUGCCAUCCCGCGACACAAGAAGAAUGCCAGCAGGAGUUCACCUUGAUGGGAAUCCACUUUCGAUGGAAUCCAUGUCGUCGUCGUUGUGAACAGGUGAAGAGAGGCCCACAGCUUGAGGCCCUGCAGCCUGAAUGAAAUGGCUGCUCUGGUUCGACCUGGAGUCGAUGUGUCACAGCUGUGUAAGGAUGGAGACCAGCUCCUUGCGGUUGGAGAGCUGGGCAGAGCUGCCUCUCUCUAUAUGUCUGCUUUCCGGACUCACGCAGCCUCCACCGUUGCCCACCUGCGAAAAUUGAAUUCAGGUCUGAGUGGGGUGGUCUCUACUUUAGAAGGUUGGCUUGACAGUUGUGGGGAGAACUAGCCAGCUGAGGGUCUUAAUAAAGGUCUCGCUGCUGUGUUUCUCUCCACGCUCUGCCCCAACAAUCUGUCAGCCACCAUUUUCAAGAUGGAGUCCCUCCUUCAGAGUGGUGGGCAUGGCUGCGAGGAGAUUUUCGCUCGCUGCACCGCUCUGCUUGAAGGGAAGCGACACCCUCAUCCACAAGAUGCGACUCACAUGGUGUUGGAGGUUACUCGGGCCCUGGCCUGCUUGUUCUCAGAGCCUCACAGUGUCAAGGGGCUGAAGCUGUACCUCAAAGCUUACCGGACUAACAAAUCUCAAACCGCCACUCUGGUGAGCAGCAGGCAAGCUCAGCACCUACCCAAAAUAGUGAAGGCCUUUAAAGAUCAAUUAUUGCUCAUACGUCCCUCUUUAAUACUUGACAGCGAGUGUGCGCGGACAACUGAGGAGGCGGAGAAGCUGGAUGUCGAGUCUUCUGCGACAAUUAUCGGGUUUUUAUUGGCAAUCUCACCUGGCAGUGCAGAAGUGCAGGAACUUCAUGCGGCGUAUUUGUUUUUGUCAGGUAGGUUUUGGGACAGUGCACAGGUGUACUCUGCCAUUCUGCAUGGUCGUUACUGUCAGAAAACACCAGCGAGUCUUGCAGACAAGUCCUUCGAAGACACUCCUGAAAGGACAGCUCGACUUUUGACCUGCCGAGCAGCUGCCCGCUUGUCGGCAGGUGGACGGACCGCUGAGGCUUGCGGGGAUCUGGGGGAGGCAUUUGAGAUUCAUGCUGCCACUGCCCGAAUUUAUUUUCAAAAGCGAUUCACAGACCACGGUACAGGGCUGGCUGCUCGCAAACAACUCCGUCAGCAGGCGGAGCGAGGCCUGUCUGCUUACAGAGAAAGGGUGCUCAUUCGUCCAGACCUGCGAUCCACUGAAGGAGUUGAGCUCCUGGAUCCUGUGAUCACUCAGUUACAAACCCUCUGCUACCUAGAGCCCGACGGAGGAGGUAGAGAGCUGCGGGUACGGCUGGCCGAAUGUCUUCUCCUUAGAGGGGAACACAAGGAGGCCCUCUCUAUUUGUAGCCAGCUAGCUGCGGCCGAAGGUCAGCCGAGCUAUCAAAACACGGUGCAGGUUCUCCGUGGAUACGCACGACUUCUCUCCGAUGACGCCGAGGGGGCGUUGGAGGACUUCCAGGCCGUGAUUGUACACAACACCCCCCACCCAUCCAGCUGUGUACGGGCACUAUGUGGCAGGGGGCUCUUGCGCAUGAUGGCCGGGUUAAACUACCUCACAGCUCUAGACUUUGUGACAGCCAGCAUGCUGCAAGCCCAGGAAACAGCACUGAGCGUUCGCUGCCUGGUGCCAUGGAACUACCGGGGGCUGCUGUUUACUGUUUUACUGGAGCAGGGACGAGUCAUGCUUGAGGGGACGGGAGGACAUGAAUCCAAGUCUGGUUACAGUGAAGACUCUGAAAAGCCCCAGAAGAAGGACAAAGACAGAUCAGGGACUCCUGCAGGUGUCCAGUCUCUGGCUGCGCUGCUGAUGGAGCUCCAACCAGGCGCUGAUGGGACUCAGAUCCUGGCAGCAGAUGCCUUGUACCAGCUCGGCCGAGUGGAGGAGGCCUACCGGCUACUUCUUUCAGUCGGGCCUACCGGUCCUCGGGCACCCAUCCUGGCCCGUCUCGCACUGCUGCAGCUGAACAGAGGCUUUCUUUAUGACACCAAUCAGCAGCUGAAGAAGCUCAUUCAGUGCGGGAAUACGAGCUGCUUGCGCCCCCUGUUGGCGGUGGCUCAACAGAAGGACCUGGCUUUGCUGCAGGGACACUGCCACGCUGCUGCAAAACGAAGCCUGGAGGGGUCGCCGCAGGAGGGGGACGUCAGGGAAGCUGUGGCAUACCUCUCCAUCGCCAUCAUCGCCUCUGGUGGGGAGGCGGCAGAGUCUUUGCUGGAGAGAGCGAGGUGCUACGCCCGGCUGGGCCAACGAAAGACAGCCAUCUUUGAUUUCAGUGCCAUUCUGAAGAUGCACCCAAAACACGUCCAGGCUCUGUGCGGAAGAGGCUUCACUUAUCUCAUGCUGAACCAAGAAAAGGAAUGCACUCGUGAUAUCCUGGCCGCACUUCAGAUAAACAUUGACAUGGUGACCAAAGACAUCCUGUCGCUCAAAGACACGGCACGGAAGCUGGUGUGUGAUUGGCUGCAUCAGUUCUGUCGGACCAAUCUUUCAGACAUCCUGCUUGCUAAUUCUGUCCCCUGCCACGAAAAGCAGCUAAGCAAUGCUUUUAUAAUUGGCGGAGCGCUGAUGGGCACUGACUGCAGAGACCCCAGAUGGCAUCUCCUCCAUGUGGACACACUUAUAGCCAAAGGUGAAAUCAAGGCGGCAGGCGCUCAUCUGUUCCAGGUGUUUGGCCAAGAGCCAAGAGAUGCGGUGGCCCAGGCCCGGGUGGGUGUGGUGGAGGCCUGGCAGCAGAACUACGGCAGCGCAGCUCGCAGGCUUAGCAAACUGACAGAAAAAGAUUCAUCCAGUCUGCUCUUCCUGCUGGCCCUGAUUCCAAUCGAUCAGCGAAAACGCAUCGCACAGGCUGCAGCACAGGAGGCCAGCAGCGUGUCAUCAGGUGGCCAGUGGGAUCACGCCCUCACAUUCCUGAAUGUGGCAGUACAAGCCGCUGGCAAUCACAGACUCCAGUACCUUCGCCAGCGGGCUGCCUGCCUCGCUCAGCUGGGCUUACACGAGCGGGCCAUAGCCGACCUGGACAGAGUUGUCCAGAAACACAGUGCACCUGACCGCAGCUGCCCGGGUGAUUGUCUGGUCUGGGCAGAGGACCUGUGUCGACGAGGCCGCAGCAUGGUGCUCUGUUCCAGAGAGAGCGCAGCGCUGGAGGACUUCAGUCGGGCCUUGGAGCUGCACAGGACCCAGGCCAUCCAGUGUGUGGAGGCUGGUCUGGGCAGGGUGCGUGUGGCUGAGUGCUUCCUGCGAGGGGCGCUGCAGCACUACGGGGAGCAGCAGCGGGACAAAGCCUGGACAAUGAUUGAGUUCGGCCUCGCUGUGGACAAUGAGAACCCGGAGCUCCGCAGGCUGAGGUCAAGGGUCAAGCGAGAAGUGGCCAGUCCCUGCAAUGUCAACUAGUGUUGAUGAGCAGCACCGUGGCUCCGGCUGAGCACACUCAGUGGGACUAUUUGG
Messenger RNA from Pungitius pungitius (ninespine stickleback), 3571 nucleotides. RefSeq names its product tetratricopeptide repeat domain 34 (gene ttc34). Lineage: Eukaryota; Metazoa; Chordata; Actinopteri; Perciformes; Gasterosteidae. Bases 518 to 3517 code for a protein of 999 amino acids. The transcript is spliced from 8 exons. The record is from RefSeq and is a predicted model, not a curated record. Gene Ontology annotation, molecular function: protein binding.